AUGGGUGAAAAGCCUUCGUCCUGGGCUUGUUUGCUUACACUCCUAGCGACAGCACAGGUCUUGCUGCUCACCUACGGCCAACAGCACAAGCGGUCCUUCACCAUAGAUUAUGAGAACAACUGCUUCCUAAAAGAUGGCGAGCCGUUUCAGAUCAUCUCCGGUUCCAUGCACUACUUCAGGACACUUCCGGAGCAGUGGGAAGACAGACUCACCACCAUGAAGACAGUGGGCCUCAACACCCUUCAAACCUACAUCGAAUGGAGCAGCCACGAGCCCGAAAAUGGCCAGUACGACUUCGAGGGACAAGAAGACAUCGUGAAGUUCAUUAAAAUCGCGGAACGCCUCGGGUUUCUGGUAAUACUCAGGCCAGGUCCCUUCAUCGACGCCGAGCGAGACAUGGGAGGUUUUCCGUAUUGGCUGCUGAGUGAGGACAACACGGUCAGACUUCGAUCCAGCGAUCAAAGAUACCUGAAAUAUGUGGACCGCUACUUCUCCAAGCUGCUCCCGCUUCUCAAGCCGCUUUUGUAUUCUAACGGUGGACCAGUCUUGAUGCUUCAGGUUGAGAACGAGUACGGCAGUUACCACGAAUGUGACUUCGUCUACACGGCCCACCUGAAAGACUUGAUGCGUCGCCACCUGGGCCCUGGCGUUCUGCUGUACACCACCGACGGCAACGGAGACAGAUACCUCAAGUGCGGAAAGAACGACGGGGCCUACACCACCAUCGACUUCGGUCCCGGUGCGGACGUGGUGGCCUCCUUCGCCGCCCAGAGGCGUCACCAAGACCGCGGUCCUCUUAUGAACUCCGAGUUCUACUCGGGUUGGCUGGACAACUGGGGCGACAAACACUGGGAGGGAAACGCUUCUGCCGUUGCUGAGACGCUGCGAGAGAUGCUGACCAUGAACGCUUCCGUCAACAUAUACGUGUUCCACGGAGGAUCUUCUUUCGGAUGCACAGCUGGCGCCAAUCUUGACAAAGACGUCUACUCUCCAAAUCCGACCAGCUACGACUAUGACGCCCCAAUGAACGAGGCUGGAGAUCCAACUGAAAUGUUUGAGGCUCUGCGCCAAGUCAUCAGCGAGUUUGUGCCCGAACCUCCCCUGGAGCCCGUGCCGUCACCUAAAGCGAAGAUGGCGCUAGGACCCUUUACAAUGAGACGUGUGAUGGGCCUCGAAGACAUCAUGACGACGGGACCCAUCAUCUCCUCCGAGUUUCCCUUGUCAUUCGAACAAGUUGGCCACGGUCACGGCUUGAUGAUCUACUACACGAAGAUAUCUUUCCGGCCUCGGGACCCGGCGGUUCUGCACAUACCCGGACUUCGAGACCGUGGUUACGUCUACGUCGAAAAUGAAUACAAGGGGCUGUUAUCUCGCAUGGACAAUGUCUACGACGUCUUAGUUCCCAUCAAGAAAGGACAGAACCUGGCAAUCGUGGUCGAGAACCAAGGACGGAUUGCAGACGCAUCUGGAAACAACGACACGAAGGGCAUUAUAUCGAACGUAACAUUGUCCGGAAAGGUUUUGAGUCGGUGGUCGAUGAUGCCCAUCCCGCUGAGCGAAUUAUCCGGCCUUCAGAGCAUCGACUCUAACGUCAAUUCUUCACACCAACAAACGGAAGGCAUAGGGGCCUACAUCGCAGACUUUCCCGGACCAGAAGGCGAAGUCUUGGACACAUUUCUCCAGGUAGACGGAUGGAAAAAGGGCUUCGCCUUUUUGAACAGUUUCAAUCUGGGCCGCUACUGGCCGGCGAUGGGCCCGCAGAUGACCCUCUACGUACCCUCGGUCUUGUUCCAAGAGCGCAACCGUCUUCUGCUUCUGGAGUUGGAACGCGCGCCCUGCGGUCUCUCUGAGAAUUGCGUCGCCGAGUUUGUGAAGACACCCGUGAUCAACGGCGCGGUGCCGGACAGACCGUGACCGGUGCCCGAAGACGCGUGACUCAGUUCAACGCUGGGAAUUCAUUAUAUUGGCCGACAGCUCGAGGAACGCUGGGCGUGUUCUAUUAUCU
Messenger RNA from Ixodes scapularis (black-legged tick), 2005 nucleotides. Its product is annotated as beta-galactosidase. Bases 1 to 1914 code for a protein of 637 amino acids. Gene Ontology annotation, cellular component: vacuole. Gene Ontology annotation, biological process: carbohydrate metabolic process. The record is from RefSeq and is a predicted model, not a curated record. NCBI's taxonomy places the organism in Eukaryota, Metazoa, Arthropoda, Arachnida, Ixodida, Ixodidae. The transcript is spliced from 15 exons. Gene Ontology annotation, molecular function: beta-galactosidase activity.